AUGUACGAAGCUGCGGCCAACCCGGCCGGGCAUUCUUUUGUGUUGGAAAUGAUCGCCCGCUUUCAAAACGGGAGAUUGAUGCAUAUCGCCCCUGGUGGACUUUCUGGUCGUGUCAAUCAUGUGAGUCCCUACUGGAACGAAACUGACUCCAAGCCCGAUGAGAGGUUUCAACAAGCUAUAGAUCUUGUUGGAGGGUUUAUCGGAGGUAACAAGGCAUUCGAAGGAGCUCUAGCUAUGGCAAAGAAGGCGCUCGAAAUUGGAGAUGCGGAGAUUUGUGUUAACGUUGCAUUUAAGUAA
Messenger RNA from Cylicocyclus nassatus, 297 nucleotides. Lineage: Eukaryota; Metazoa; Nematoda; Chromadorea; Rhabditida; Strongylidae. The record is from the annotation of a GenBank genome assembly.